Messenger RNA from Pseudoliparis swirei, 1170 nucleotides. RefSeq lists its product as uncharacterized. Lineage: Eukaryota; Metazoa; Chordata; Actinopteri; Perciformes; Liparidae. The record is from RefSeq and is a predicted model, not a curated record. Gene Ontology annotation, molecular function: zinc ion binding. The coding region runs from base 28 to 1170 and encodes 380 amino acids. The transcript has 6 exons.
AGUCAAGAGACAUCCUCAAUCUUAGAGAUGUGUCUUACAAAGCUUAAAGAGGCAGCAGAUCUCACACCAAGGUGUGUUAUGGUUGACCGGGAUCAGAAAGAAAUCAAGGCAAUCAAGACUGUCUUUCCACAUGCAUCUGUGUUGCUUUGCUGGUUUCAUGUACUUCAGGCAAUCCACCGUUGGGUUGUUAAACAAGAUGGAGGCCAUGUCCAAGAUCCAGCUGUGAGAAACAUCAUCGUUCAAGGAAUAUUUUCUCUCAAGCAAUGUCGCACAGAGAGAGUAUUCCAUGAAACUGCUAAGAGAGUCCUUGAACAAAUCAAGACAGCAACAGGGGCGACCAGAGUGUCAAAAUACCUCAGAGAGACCUGGCUGCAGUGUGGGGCUAUGUGGGCCAACUUUGGCCGAAUGUUUUUCCACCACCAAAGUGAGACCAACAAUGUUGUGGAGAGGUUUUUCAACGGAUUGAAAUACAAUUUCCUUGGAGGAUAUUGCAACAAAAGAUUGGAUGACCUACUACUAAUCCUCCAUAACCAUGUGGUGAAGUACUACAGCCAACUUGAUGAGCUCGUUAAUGCUGGUCGAGCCCCCACAAAAGGAUCCCAAGAAAGUGUCAUAUCAGCUGAAAGGAUGCGGUCUCAUGGGCUCGACCAAAACAUCCAGUAUUUGUCUGAGGCCCGCUUCAGUGUACCCUCAGAAAGCAAGCCUGAUGUGUUUUAUGAAGUUGACUUACUGUACAGUGUUUGCCAGUGUCCAGUCAAUGGACAAGGUCAGAAAUGUAAACACAUAGUGUUAGCUCAGAUGGUGUCUGAUGGUCUGAUUGACACAGCUGCACUCAGAGAAGACACAGCAAAUAUGCUAUGUGCAACCAACAGUUUUGUGAGUGAUGAGACAACAGUGAUGGUGCAAAAUGGAGAAAAUGUGGGUAUUGUGAAUCUUGCAAAACAGCAGUGUUCUUGCUUGGCAAGCAGUUAUGGGGAAGUAUGUGUGUGUCUGUUGGUGGCCAACAAAAUUAGUGAAUCAACACUGUCAACCACUGCCUCACAGCCAACCACAACUGUGGAUCAGGAAAAUAUAGAAACAGAGAGUGAGCCACCAGUUCACCAGGCAAAAUACUGCAUAAAGGACAUGAUUUAUGAUUUGAGGAAUUGGUGUGAGUCAGAGGAGUAUUAG